This is a messenger RNA of Aspergillus clavatus NRRL 1, 783 nucleotides long. RefSeq lists its product as uncharacterized. Bases 1 to 783 code for a protein of 260 amino acids. The record is from RefSeq and is a predicted model, not a curated record. The transcript has a single exon. Lineage: Eukaryota; Fungi; Ascomycota; Eurotiomycetes; Eurotiales; Aspergillaceae.
AUGCCUCGCGCACGCUCCAGUAAAGCUGCAUUGACAGCGAGAAACCCUCCAUCCCCGCCAUUGUCGGAAAAGAAUACCAUCCCAGCCCACAAGCCUCCGCCAAUCACCGACAACACAAGCCUACUGAGCUCCCAGCAAAGCGACAUCGCAGAUACGAUUCCCUUUGAUGAAGACGAGGAGGUGCUCGAGGAGACUGAGCACACCACGGACACGGAGACAGAUAAACCCAAGAAGCCCGUCUACGCUGGCGGCUACAACGCCCUGAAGUCGUUCCAGGGCCAGGUCUACUCCGGCAUGGCAGUCGGUGGAUCCCACACCUGGACCUACGACGAGGGUAGAUGGAAAGAAACCAAAGAAGAGCCGGAUCUGUGGCGAAUAGACUAUAGGACCAACAAGCGUCGCGCGCGCAAGGCGCCGCAGGGAAGUGGCGCCCCUGUCGGAACGGAGUAUCGCUGGUUGGUUGUGGCGCACCAGCAUGUGAAGAAGGUCGAUGCGAACACGUACGAGACGCACCUGACGGGUUCGAAGUACAAACUGGCGUAUAAAUCCGCGUCGUCGAAUUCGUGGUCGAUCCCUACGGUGAAGAAACAGCGGGAGAGGGAGGUGGAGCUGCUGGAGGACGCGAAGAAGCGGGUUCAAAGGCUGCCACCGGUGUUGGCAACGGAGAAGGUCAAGGUUGAGAAGCGCGAGAAGGGCCAGCAGAGCUUGGAGAGUCUGUUUAGCAAGGCAGCGAGUGCGGCCUCAGACUCGGGGUCGAAAAAGAGGAAAAUCGAUAGAACCUAG